GAUUUCCACGGAGCAUUCGCCAAAGCUUCAGAUCCGGAGUCACAGCUACCUGCGGGCGGUGAGUGAGGUUUCCAUCAAUAGGAGUCUGGACAGCUUGGACCCGGCAGGGCUGCUGGCCUCGCCUAAAUUUCGCUCGAGAAACGAGAGCUACAUGAGAGCCAUGAGCACCAUAAGCCAGGUGAGCGAGGUGGAGGUGAACGGGCAGAUCGAGGCGGUGUGUGAGGCGGUGUUCAGUGAGAUGGAGUCGCAGGCGGUGGACGCUCUGGACCUGCCGAUGUCCGGCUGCUUUCGCAUGAGGAGCCACAGCUACGUCCGUGCCAUAGAGAAAGGCUGCUCGCAGGAGGAAGAGGAGGGAGGAGGAAGAAAAGGAGGCGUCGCCAACUCCCCCCCGCGCACCACCACCACCGUCAGGACCAUCCAGAGCAGCACAG
Molecule: messenger RNA, 431 nt
Organism: Gymnodraco acuticeps
Lineage: Eukaryota; Metazoa; Chordata; Actinopteri; Perciformes; Bathydraconidae
Product: disks large-associated protein 1-like
Exons: 2
Biological process (GO): signaling
Cellular component (GO): postsynaptic specialization; glutamatergic synapse
Molecular function (GO): molecular adaptor activity
Source: RefSeq, a predicted model, not a curated record